ACGGCACGGCACGGCUCGGCACGGCACGGAGCGGAGCGGUGCGGGACGGAGCGGCCCCGCGGGGCAGCGGCUCCCACGAUGAGCAGCCAACUCCUGCUCCUGGCUGUGCUCCCGGCGCUCCUGGGUCCUCCAGCUGCCAUGGCACAGAAGAGGAGCCAAGCCGUGUGUGAGGAUGUGCUGCAGGCUGACAUCGCCUUCCUGGUGGAUGGCUCAUCCAGCAUCGGCAGGAACAACUUCCGUGCUGUCCGCGCUUUCAUGGACGAGCUGGUGGGGCCCUUCGUGCAGGUGGUGGGCGAGAAKGCGGUGCGCUUUGCCGUGGCACAGUACAGUGAUGACCCACGGGUGGAGUUCCCGUUCUCCCAGCACACUGAUGGCACGAGYGUUCGGAGGGCCAUCCAGCAGCUGAGCUACAAGGGUGGCAACACACGCACUGGUGCUGGCUUCCGCUACGUUGCUGACAACUUCUUCGGCCCCACGCAGCGCCGGCCCGGGGUCCCGCAGAUCUGCAUCCUCAUCACGGAUGGCAAGUCCCAGGAUGAUGCUGAGGGGCCGGCAGCAAAGCUGAAGAGCCAGGGCAUCAAGGUCUUUGCCGUGGGUGUUAAGAAUGCUGACCACAAGGAACUGAUCCGUGUGGCCUCAAUGCCUACUGAUGCCUUCUUCUUCUACGUUGGUGACUUCAAGCUGCUGGACACGCUGGUGCCACUGAUGACACGCAGGGUGUGCACCAGUGUUGGGGGCACCCUGCGCCUGCUUGAUGGGCCAAGCCACACUGGCCCCUCCAACCUGGAGAUCCCGGAGCGGGGCCUUGACCAUCUGCAGAUCCGCUGGAGAGCAGCCAGUGGUCCCAUCACUGGCUACCGGGUGCAGUACGUGCCGCUGACAGGGCUGGGGCAGCCCAUCAUGGCAGAGAGGCAGGAGGUGAGCGUGGGGCCACGGGAGACAAGCACUGUGCUUCGGGGACUGCGCGUGGGCACAGAGUACCUGGUCACGGUCACCGCCCAGUACGCCAACAGCAUCGGCGAGUCGGUGUCCGGCCGAGCACGCACCCAAAGCCGUGCCGGCUCCACGCUGGAUUUCCGUGUGGUGGAGAUUGGACCAACCUUCCUGUGGCUGGCCUGGCAGCCUGGCCCUGAGCUCCCUCAGGGCUACAGUCUCAGCUAUGCUGUGCAAGGAGCAGCCCAAAGGGAGGAGAAGAGCCUGGCAGCCAGUGCACAGUCGGCCAUACUCAGCAAUCUGCGGCCUGACACCGAGUACGUGGUGAUGCUCCGGCCCCGCUAUGCACAGCAGCCCGCUGUCCCUGCCACUCUCACCGCCCGGACACGGCGCCUGGUGGGCGUGCAGCAGUUCACUGUCCACAACGUCUCAGCACAGAGCAUGCUGCUGGCCUGGCAGUCUGUCACUGGUGCCACCGGCUACCGGCUCUCCUGGGCCACCCUGACAGGGCAGGACAAGCACAAGGUGGACCUUGAUGCCAGGCAGACGUCACACGCACUGGUGGGGCUGCAGCCCAACACUGACUACRUGGUGACAGUGGCCCCACUUUUCGGGCAGCUGGAGGGGCCCACAGCCACUGUGCGGCAGAGGACAGAGGCAGGUACAGACCAGAYGCUGCAGACCAACAUCCUGGGCCCCACAUCCAUCCAGGUGCUCUGGACCAGUGCCCGUGAUGCUCGUGGCUACCGUCUGGAGUGGAAGAGAGCCACAGGACCAGAGCCCCCCAGAACGGUGUCUCUCCCCAGCAGCACUAACACUUACCAGCUGACAGGGCUGAAGCCGGGCACCGAGUACCGCAUCACCCUCUACACACUCUAUGAUGGUGGGGAGGUGGCCACCCCUGUCACCACCUUUCAGACAGGUGUGGAGGCACCCGUGGGUGCCGUGUCAGACCUGCGGCUCGUUGAGGAAUCGGGCAGGAGGGUGCGGCUGAGCUGGACGGGUGUCCCCGGUGCCACCGAGUACAAAGUGGUGGUGCGCAACAGCCAGGAUGGCACGGAGAGGACAAGGCGCAUCCCAGGCAGCCAGACGGGGCUGGAGCUUGGUGACCUGCGGGAGGGCAUCCCCUACCUGGUGCGUGUCUCAGCGCUCGCAGGCAGCCGGGAGGGCAGUUCCGCCACGCUCACCGUCCGCCUCAAGUAUCCAGAGGUGGGCAGCAUUUCCGAGCUGCAGGUGAUGGAGGCCGGUCCCACCCAGCUGCGGGUCACCUGGCGAGGGCUGCCRGGCGCUGGGGGCUACCUGUUGACGUGGCAAGGGAGUGACGGUCUGAAGCAAUCCCGCUUCCUCCCUGCCGACCCCACCACCUUCACCAUCGAGGGGCUGAGCCCUGGCGUUACCUACACGGUCGGUGUCUCAGCCAUUGUGGAUGGCCGCGAGGGCAGCCCUGUCACUGCCACGGGGCGGAUAGUGCCUGAGCAGGUGGGGAAGGUGACCCAGCUGGAGGUUCAGGCAUCCAGGAGCAACAUCGCCCGUGUCACCUGGGUUGGUGUGCCGGGAGCCACUGCCUACCGUGUGGUGUGGAGCCGCAGGGACGGUGGCAGGGUGACAGGGCUGAUGCCACAGUCCUUGACAGGGGRCUCGGAGAAUAGCCGGAGGGUUCCUGGCCACAUCAGCUCCUUUGACAUCCCCGACCUGGAGGGGGGCGUCUCCUACACUGUGAAGGUGACAGCGCUCAUUGGCAACCGGGAGGGCAACCCCGUCUCCAUUGUCGUCACCACCCCGGAGGCAGUCCCCCUACGCCCCGUCAGUGGCUUCCAGGUGACGGAGGCUUCGGAGCACCGCCUGCGCCUGACCUGGGUGCCAGUGGCUGGCAGCACCGGGUACCGCCUGUUCUGGCGCCUGGCUGAAGGGGGUGCCCAGCGCAGCCAGCAGCUCCCAGCCACCUCAAGCUCCUAUGACCUGUCGGGACUGGAGCCGGGCCAGCGCUACCACAUCAGCAUCACCAGCCUGGCUGGCAGCCGGGAGAGCGAGCCAGCUGCCAUCACUGCCAUCACCACUGCCCCAGGCCACGUCACCAGCCUGCRGGUGGUGGAGGUGCGGAGAGAUUCGGUGACGCUCAGCUGGACCCCAGUCCCUGGUGCCUCCGGCUACAUCCUCUCCUGGAGCCCUCCCGCAGCUGGUGGGGAGAAGGGGCGGACGCUGCCCAGCACUGCCAGCUCCCAGCAGGUCUCUGGGCUGCGCCUGGGCCGGCGCUACACCUUCACCCUCCGCCCGCUGCUGGGGAGCACACCGGGUGCCGAGGCGUCCGUCAGUGAGCGCACAGUCUGCAGGGAUGCCCAAGGUGACGUGGURUUUCUGGUGCACGGCACCCGCGACAGCUCCUCCGGUGCCGACGCUGUCCGCACCCUGCUGUCCAACACCGUGUCCGCCCUGGGGCGCCUGGGCCCUGAGGGCACGCAGGUGGCCCUGGCCACGUACAGCUACCGCAGCCUGCCCUGGCUGCUCCUCAACCGCUCCAGUGACCUGCCCGCCGUGCUGGAACGGAUCCGCACCAUCCGCUACGAGGAGCCCAGCGGCAACGCCAUCGGGGCAGCCAUCACCUUUGCCAGGACCUACCUGCUGAGUCCAGGGGCCGGGCGCCGGCCCGGGGUGCCAGCAGUGCUGGUGGUCCUGGCUGACGGCCCCUCCGGGGAUGAUGCCAUCGCUGCGGCCAGGGAUGUCAAGGCYGGGGGGGUCCAGGUGCUGGCAGUGGGCUUGGAGGGGGCAGACCGGGAGCAGCUCCAGCGUUUGGUCACCAGUGAGGACCCACGGUACAUCUACCAUGGCGGCCUGGAAGAGCUGGAGGGAGAGCUCACAGAUGACCUCUGCACUAUCAUCUCCACCAGGCCAGAGCCAAAGCCAAAGCCCUGCACUGCACAGUGCCCUAAGGGCGAGAAGGGAGACCGCGGUGAGGCAGGACCUCAAGGACGCAUAGGACCRCCGGGUCCUCCUGGUCAGCCGGGUCGCCACGGGCUGCCUGGCCCUCCUGGACCGCCAGGGCCACAGGGUCCRCGAGGAGAGAGCAUCGAGCGUCCAGGCAAGAAGGGGGACAGGGGAUUUCCAGGAGCUGAUGGGACACCAGGAAGCCCUGGACGCCCUGGGAAUCCUGGAUCACCCGGCCAGCCAGGCAUCCAAGGCAUUCCUGGUCCUCGAGGGGAUCCUGGGAUACGGGGKCCCUCAGGACUUACUGGCCCAAAGGGGGAGAAAGGUGAACCGGGAGAGCCCAGGGUGAUCACGGAUGGAGAACAGGGGCUGCCAGGCCGGAAAGGGGAGCCAGGUGUGCCGGGCAGCCCUGGCUCUCCUGGGAUCCCCGGCCCGCGGGGGCCCCUUGGUGAUCCAGGCCCUCCUGGUCCGCUCGGACCCAUGGGGCUCCCAGGACCUCCUGGAGAGUUUGUGAAGGGAGAAAAGGGUGACCGAGGGGAAAGGGGCCCCCCUGGACUCAUGGAUGGGGCAGCACCUCGAGGGGAGCCCGGACCCCCGGGCCUGCCGGGGGAUCCUGGGCCUCGGGGACCUGCUGGGCCCCCUGGSCUGAAGGGAGAGAAGGGUGAUGGCACAGAAGGUUUCCCAGGAUCGCCUGGCCGCCCYGGGGACCCAGGAGACAGGGGUCCUCGGGGACCACCGGGGGAGCAGGGCAGGAAGGGAGACCGUGGGGCCCCAGGCGAGCUGGGAGAGACGGGCGAGAAGGGAGACCGUGGUGUCCCGGGCCCUGAGGGUGAGAAGGGUGAGACGGGAGCCCCAGGGCGUCCAGGGCCGUCAGGCAGAGAGGGAGCUCCAGGACCAGCUGGCCCCCGGGGGGAGAAGGGCGAUCCAGGACCACCCGGCAAGCCAGCUCCCAGUGUGGCCGGUGUUGGAGGAGAGAAGGGUGACAGAGGUUUCCCAGGACCAGAAGGACCUCCYGGCCCCAAGGGUGACACAGGAGAUAAAGGUGCCCGUGGUCCCCCUGGCCUGAGCAUCCCAGGGCCAGCCGGUCCCAAAGGCGAGCAGGGCGACCGGGGUAUUGUUGGCCUCACCGGCAGGAGUGGCCCAAAGGGUGACCCAGGAGAGCCAGGGGAGAAGGGGGAGCCAGGCCGAGCAGGCGCCCCGGGGCAGACCGGAAUGCGAGGCAAGGAGGGAGAGCGAGGAGAGAAAGGUGAUGAAGGCACCCCGGGUGAAGCGGGUCUGCCUGGCAAACCUGGAGACAGGGGUCCCCGGGGCCUUCCCGGCUACCGUGGCCCCCCCGGGGAGAAGGGGGACUUGGGGGACCCAGGACCUGAAGGCAGGAAUGGCAGCCCUGGAGCUCCAGGGAGCAAGGGUGACCGUGGGGACCCAGUGAGUGAUGCAAGGCCAUGUGUGGCCCCCCUACCCCAGACCCAGCUGUGCCCUCCCCCGGGCCGUGUUGAUGCUGGCSUUGGAGGAGUGGGAGAAAAGGGUGAGAAGGGGGACCCUGGGGACCCUGGUGAGGACGGCGCCAAGGGCGCCCGGGGCGAUGCUGGUUCCCCUGGAGUGCCUGGAGAGAGGGGUGUGGAGGGCCCCCGUGGSCCCCCUGGCACAAGGGGUGACCCUGGGGACCGAGGCCUGCCAGGAGAGAAGGGGGACCGUGGCCCACCAGGGCUGGAUGGCCGCAAUGGACUGGAAGGCAAACCUGGGCCCCCAGGCCCUGCUGGGCUGCGGGGGGACCCGGGAAAGCAGGGAGAUCCUGGCCGGGAUGGGCUGCCCGGGCUGCGUGGGGAGCAGGGGCCACCUGGCCCUGUGGGUCCCCUGGGACCACCCGGCGUCCCUGGCAAACCCGGUGAGGAUGGCAAACCUGGCCUGAACGGCAAGAAUGGAGAAGAUGGGACACCAGGAGAGGAUGGGAGAAAGGGAGACAAAGGUGAUACAGGACUACCUGGCAGAGAGGGCCGCAGCGGUGCCAAGGGCGAGCAGGGGGACAGAGGUGUGCCYGGCCCCCUGGGUCCCCCUGGCCUUCCCGGCGUCCCAGGGCAGGUCGGCCCCCCAGGUCAGGGCUCCCCAGGCCUCCGUGGGGUGGCUGGACCAAAGGGGGACCCAGGGGAGCCUGGAGUGCGAGGGGAGCCGGGGAGACCUGGCAGCCCUGGAGCACGUGGAGACCCUGGCACUACAGUGAAYGUUGAACGGAGCCUGGAAGCACUUGGCAUCAAGGUUUCAUCCCUGAAGGAGCUCACGGGUGCCUAUGAUGGGAGUUCAGACUCGUUUCUGCCGGUGUCCGAGCGGCUGCGGGGCCAGAAGGGCAGCCGGGGGGAUCCAGGAGAAAGGGGGCCCCCGGGCCGGGAGGGCUCCUUAGGCUUCCCUGGCGAGCGAGGACCCAAAGGUGACAAGGGGGACCCAGGCAGCCCCGGUCCCCAGGGCCCCAUGGGCCGGGCCGUGGGUGAGCGGGGUCCCGAGGGCCCACCGGGGCAGCCAGGGGAGCCUGGCAAGCCUGGCAUUCCCGGGGUGCCGGGCCGGGCCGGGGAGCUGGGGGAGUCUGGACGCUCCGGUGAGAAGGGUGACCGGGGCGAGAAGGGCGAGCGAGGUGAGCAGGGCAGGGAUGGAUUGCCKGGACCCCCAGGGCCUCCAGGGCCCAAGGCAGACGUGGUGGAGGGCAGCCUGAUGGGCCUCCCAGGAGAGCGCGGCCCCAUCGGACCCAAGGGAGCAAAGGGUGAGCCAGGAGCCGAGGGCGAGCGAGGACCCAAAGGAGAUAAGGGUGAAGGUGGCUCACGGGGUGACCGAGGGGAGCCCGGUGAGAAGGGCAGGGAUGGCGCUCCGGGUCUCCCGGGUGAGAGAGGGCUGGCAGGCCCUGAGGGGAAGCCGGGCUUGCCAGGCUUCCCCGGCGUGCUGGGACGGCCGGGCAAUCAGGGAGACCCAGGACCCCCAGGACCCCCGGGCAGCACUGGCCCACCAGGGGCCCAGGGCCCAGCUGGUACCAAGGGUGAUCCAGGGGAACCUGGCUCUGGCAUCCGUGGCUUGCCUGGCCCCCAGGGCAACAUGGGCCUGCCAGGACCCCUUGGYCCCCCCGGCCCAGGGGGCCCACCGGGUGUCCCUGGGCUGCCGGGACAAGUGGGGGAGAGCGGGAAGCCAGGCGUGCCAGGCAGGGAUGGCGUGCCAGGGAAGGACGGCGAGGCAGGAAUGCCUGGGAAGAUGGGCUUACCAGGACCUUCAGGCCCUGCUGGUCCCAAGGGAGAGCCAGGGGAUGCUGGAGCCCCAGGGCAGGCUGUCGCUGGUCCCCCUGGAGCCAAGGGAGAGAAGGGCGAGCCGGCGCUGCUGGAGGGUGUGCUGCUGGGAGAGCCUGGCUCCAAGGGUGACCGAGGCUUGCCGGGCCCCAAGGGCGAGAAGGGGGAGCCGGGAAAGUUUGGAGAGCCAGGAGAUCCUGGGGAAGAUGGAGCCAAGGGAUCCUCCGGAGCCAAAGGGGAGAAGGGAUCACCAGGUGUUGGUGCACGGGGACCGCCAGGACAGGAUGGGCCUCCAGGUUUGAAGGGUGACACGGGCUUGCCAGGAUUACCAGGACCCCCAGGCUUAGCAGGCAUUGCUGGAACACCAGGACAGCCAGGCUUGAGAGGGGACAAUGGACAGCCUGGCCCUCCAGGUCCCCCAGGAGAGAGGGGCUUGAUCGGCUUUCCAGGCAGAGAUGGUGCUGCUGGACCACCAGGACCUGUGGGGCCCCCAGGGCCGGCCGGCACACAAGGGGCCCCUGGCCUGAAGGGUGACAAGGGUGCUCCGGGGGCUGGGCUGCCAGGAGCCAGAGGCGAGCGCGGUGACCCAGGACCACGGGGUGAAGAUGGGCGCCCAGGACCMGAAGGGGAUCGUGGGCCAGCUGGAUUGCCUGGGAACCGGGGGGAGCGUGGGGACAAGGGGGACCUUGGCACCCCAGGACCCAAAGGAGACAAGGGUGACACUGUGGUGAUGGAGGGGCUGCCUGGAGCACGGGGCAGCAAAGGGGAGCCGGGAGAACGUGGCCCGAAGGGCACAGAAGGGGACAAGGGGGUCAAGGGAGAGCAAGGCAUGCCCGGAGAAAAGGGGACGAGGGGUGAGCAAGGAGAGAAGGGCCCCAUGGGCUUCCCUGGGGCACGUGGCCCUGGUGGGCAGAAGGGAGAGGCUGGAGCACCGGGAGARCCUGGCGAGCCGGGUCAGCCUGGCCGUGAUGGKAUCCCUGGGGGCCGUGGAGAGAAGGGGGACACGGGACCCCUGGGCAUGCGUGGCCUCAAGGGUGAGCGGGGCAUGAAAGGUGCCUGUGGCCUCAAUGGGGACAAGGGUGAGAAGGGAGACCCGGGGAUGCCAGGGCGCUCAGGACUGCCAGGGAGGAAAGGCGAGCCGGGAGAGCUGGGUCUGUCAGGACCACCAGGCAUUCCUGGGAAGGAAGGGCUCAUGGGACCCAAGGGUGACCGAGGAUUUGACGGGCAGCAGGGAGCCAAAGGAGACCAGGGGGAGAAAGGAGACCGGGGUGCCCCAGGUGUUAUCGGUGGCCCUGGUCCCCGGGGCAGUGACGGUGCUCCUGGCCCCCCUGGACCCCCAGGGAGUGUUGGUCCACGAGGUCCUGAAGGCAUGCAGGGCCAGAAGGGGGAGAGAGGCCCCCCAGGGCAGUCUGUUCCUGGCGCACGCGGCGUGCCCGGCAUCCCCGGCGAGAGAGGAGAGCAGGGCAGUCCUGGCGCCCAUGGGCUCCGUGGGGAGAAGGGAGAGCCAGCCAUGACGGAGGAGGAGAUCCGUGCCUUCGUCAGGCAGGAGAUGAGCCAGCACUGCGCCUGCGGCGGCCACCUCCCACRGCACCAGGAUUCACGUGAGCACUCAGGAGGCUGGGGGGCUCAGGCCAGGAGCGGCUUCCACUCUGCCCAGGGAGGAGGAAGAAUCGUCCGCCAGGAGAGAGAGCAUGACCAAACAGGGUCCUUCUCCACCCAGCCAUUCCCUGCUGGCAGCGCUCACACAGUCCCUGUGCUCAAGUUGUCACACACUGAGGAGGAGGAGGGGCAGGACAGGCACAUCAUGCUYGACAAUGACGACCUCGAGUAUGACAGCAUGGAUGGGGAGGAGGAUGACUACGAUGAGGUCCCGGAGAUGGACAGCUUGGAGCAGCCCACAGUGGAUGCUGAGCCCUGCAGGCUGCCGCUGGAUGAGGGGGACUGCCAGCGCUACACCCUGCGGUGGUACUACAACCAAAGAGUCACCGAGUGCCGGCCCUUUGUCUACAGCGGCUGCCGGGGCAACCUCAACCGCUUYGACAGCAAGGAGGAGUGUGAGCUGCACUGUGGGCAGCACCCAGGGCCAGGUAGGCAUGGCUUGGCACAGCCAGCAGGUCCAGCAGCAUCCCCACCCCGUGCUGGGGGCUCAGCAAGGCAGAUCUGGGGGCACAGUGCUGGUCCCCCAUCUGAGCUCUGACAGUGCCUCGCUUCUCUCCACAGAUUCCCGUGGCAGUGCCGGCAGCACGGUGGGAGGGCAGCCAAAGGUGUAGGUGCCGGCAGUGUCUCGGCAGGCAGGGCUGCCUGAAGUGGGGCCCAGCUGCUGCCCCGGCCGGGGUUGGGCUGCCCGUGGUGGCGGGGCCACGUGUCCACCAGCCCCGGCAGGAACCUGGUGCUAUUUCUAACCUGUCUUUAUGCUGCUCAUGGGUUUUUCAUUUCAUAUCAGUUUAUUGUCUUUAAGGUGAAAUUUAUAUCAAAUGGGAAACUGCAUCCCACAAAGGCUCUGAACCCUUUUCCACAUGGAGGUUUCCUGGGCUGUUGUCAGUUUGAUUUUUAAAUUAUUUUUUGCCAAGAAGAUGGUUCUUAGCCCUGUUUCCUCUCUCUGAAGUGGAGCUGAGACUUGGCGUAGCUGGGCUCCCUCCCCUCACAUAACACCAUUGUGCCCUUUCCUGCCCCCCACAGACCCCCAAUCUCCCUCUCUGCUCCCCACUCUCUGCCAGGGGAGCUGUCCACAUCCUUGUUCCAGGCAGUGCCUCUCUGCACAGCAUCCCUCACCCCCACCCUGUUAUCAGCUCCAUCUGAAUAAAUUUCACCUUAACCUCAACUGGGGCCCAGUUCCCCUUUUGUGGCUGCGAUGGUUUGGCAAUGACCUGUGGGGAGACCGGAGGCUUUUUCCAUGUGCUACCCUCCAGCUCACAWGCCUGCCAGCAGCACAUCUGUCUUUAAUCUGGGGGGGCUCAGCUGCACCCCCAGGCCUUUCAGGGAAACCCUGAGAAUGGUGCUACGUUAGAAGAGGUUCCUGCUCRCCCACGCUUACUCUCAAAGGCUUUGUGAAAGUGAUGUUGGCUGCUGGGGUCGCAGCCCCUGCUUCCCCCCAGCCCCAGGGCUGAGCAGGGACGUGUCCCAGUGCCCCAGAGCCCRAGGGGCUGCUGGGUGGGCUUUGUGACCCCCAGACGUACCACUGCUCUCCGUGUAUAUCUGUAUACAGCGAAUGUAUAUGUGUACCAAUGCAGGGGGAUGUGUAUUAAAGCUGUGCUCACAGGGAGAUGUCACACUUCUUGGCACACCACYGGAGAUGCCUGUGCAGUCUGGGGACAGGUUUUGAGUCAGGCGUGCCCCCUGCCCACCCCAGCUGAGCUGUCCUUUCCAGCUGCCCGCAGCUGGCAGGGCUGGCUGGGGUUCCUCACCCCUUUCAGGGAUCCCAGUGCCCGUCCCUGUGCCCAGCACGUGCCCAGCUGACGCAAGCCRGGCCGUGACCCCCUGUCCAGGCCCUGACGUGUCAGCACGUGGCUCUGUGGUGCUGCACGAUGUGCUGUGUGAAUCAGUGCUGCCAGCUAAUUUUGGCUACUGGGUGUGAGUUCCUGGCUGUCCCCAGCAGGAAGAACAGAGCUGGCAUUAUUUCCGUUCCCUGCCAUCCUGGGGAGGGUGGCAUAGGAUGGGUCACCCUGUGGCCACGGGGGUGGGCAGACCUCCUGUGGUCUGAACCCUGGGCACCCUGACUCCUUGUCCUGGCCAGCGCUCUGGGCUCAGCACCCACCAACUCAUCUCAUGCAGGUGCCCAGCCAGCCUGAAARCCUUGGGAUGCUCCCACAGUGCCUAAGGGGGGAGUUUUGGAGCAAAACCCUCGCAUAUGGGGCUCACUGCACAGCAAUGCCUGCAGGCUGCUACGCACCUUGGGCAGCUGGGGGAGGAGCUGGGCCAGGCUGGACUGGUCAAGUGGGCUGCAAACCAGUGGUGUCCCAAUUGGAAUGCAUUAGCAUGAGCUGCAAACUACUGAUGUCCAGCAAACCAGGGGCCAAAGCAGUGCUUGGGUUUGGCACAGCAGAUAGCUGACAUGUCUCUAGAUAUGUUCUCCAUGUGGCCAGGGGCUCUGUCCGGACACAGGGCCAAACAGGUACCAGGAGAUGUCAGGGGGCUGUGUGAGGCACAGUGCCCAGAGGGCUGCCCAUGGUCACUGGCCCGCAGCAAUAUGCAUGUAAAGAAGGGAAAGUACAUGUACUUUCUCUUCUUUAAGUGAUUAUGGAAGGAGCGGGGAGGCCUCAUUAGAUGGAGAAAAAACAUCUUGCAAGUCAGACAAGAAACAAUUACAACUGAGCUGUCCCAGGUUCCCGGAAUCCCCUCCAAAUGCAGCUGGUGGAGCUGCAAGGGGGCACACACACACACCCACAUCCCGGGAUGACUUCAUCUGCUACUAGGCAAAAUGUAUUAAAAACAUUUCCACCAUC
Molecule: messenger RNA, 11557 nt
Organism: Malurus melanocephalus (red-backed fairy wren)
Lineage: Eukaryota; Metazoa; Chordata; Aves; Passeriformes; Maluridae
Gene: COL7A1
Product: collagen type VII alpha 1 chain
Exons: 118
Coding region: 79-9312 (3077 amino acids)
Molecular function (GO): protein binding; serine-type endopeptidase inhibitor activity
Source: RefSeq, a predicted model, not a curated record